Molecule: messenger RNA, 1248 nt
Organism: Symbiodinium pilosum
Lineage: Eukaryota; Dinophyceae; Suessiales; Symbiodiniaceae
Source: the annotation of a GenBank genome assembly
AUGCUAGCGGCUGGAACCCUGGUGACAGCUGUGCCAAUAGUCCGCUGGUACAUGCGGCGUCGAAAGAUUGCCUCGUUUGAAUACGGACCAGUAGAACUGUCCCAGAUGACCCUGGCAGCAGCCAAGGAGCUGCAUCAGAAAGGCCAAGACGCAUCCGUUAAGAGGACGAGCCUCAUCCCAGAUGCACUCUUGGAUCUCGAGGAGCAAGCAGACGAGAUGGCCUUCUCGCUGGCCCCGGAUGCUGAACUUGACGUACGAGCCAAGGCUUUGCAGGCCGUCGGUGCACCGCCGUUCAAACGUUUCCUUAGACAACGCCGUGUUCCUGACCUGGUUCGCAGCAAAUGCCACACCUUGCAGCUGAACAUAGGACUUUACUGCAACCAAGCUUGCAGCCACUGCCACGUAGAGUCAUCGCCGCUUCGGAAGGAGAUGAUGUCGCAGGAAGUGGUCGAUCGCUGCCUCCUGCUUCUGAAGAACUCCCCUACUGUAAAGGUAUUGGACAUUACGGGUGGAGCCCCGGAGCUGAAUGACGGCUUCCGGCGCCUGGUGCAGGGAGCUGCUGAGCUCCGGGAGACUGGCGUCAGACCGGACUUGCGCAUCAUCGACCGCUGCAAUUUGACGGUCCUUCUGGAGCCAGGCCAGGAGUCGCUGCCUUCCUUCCUGGUGGAGACAGGGGUCGACAUCAUCGCCUCGCUGCCGAGCUACGAGCCAGAUCAAACUGACAGGCAGCGCGGAAGAAAAGUCUUCGAAAGGAGCAUUCAGGGCCUCCGUAUAUUGAACAAGCACGGCUACGGAUCAGGUCAGGGCGGGCGACGCCUCGAUCUUGUGUUCAAUCCGCCCGGGCCGUUCCUACCGCCCAAGCAGCAACAGCUUGAGAUGAAGUACAAGCAGGAGCUCGAAAAUUCCUAUGGCGUGAAGUUUGACAGUCUACUUACCAUCGCCAAUAUGCCCAUCAAGCGAUAUUUCGAUUUCUUGCGCAAGAAAGGCACGCUGGAGGGCUACAUGGACCUGCUAGUUCGCAACUUCAACGAAGACACGGUCGCGGAUCUCAUGUGCACCAACACGGUCAAUGUUGGCUGGGACGGGAAGAUGUACGACUGCGACUUCAACCAGCAGCUGGACUUAGGUCUUGGGGGUGGCCUGAGCGUCUUUGACGUGGAAACCCUGAACGAUCCAAAGCUGCAGAAGUCUGCGAUUCUGACUGCUGCUCACUGCUACGGUUGUACAGCGGCCCAAGGCUCCAGCUGA